Bombus pyrosoma is the source of this 8086-nucleotide messenger RNA. Its product is annotated as E3 ubiquitin-protein ligase KCMF1-like. Gene Ontology annotation, cellular component: plasma membrane. The record is from RefSeq and is a predicted model, not a curated record. Gene Ontology annotation, biological process: synaptic signaling. The transcript is spliced from 8 exons. Gene Ontology annotation, molecular function: zinc ion binding. Bases 300 to 1853 code for a protein of 517 amino acids. Lineage: Eukaryota; Metazoa; Arthropoda; Insecta; Hymenoptera; Apidae.
UUGAAUUUCCCACGUAUGUUUAUUGGAAAUGUGGCAACGCCGCAAUGACGGAGACCCUGCCCGCAACGUUCUCCGGGAGCGUAGGUCUAGUGUGACGUCACGGUAGCCUAGUUGGGUUAGGUUUUACGCUGGAAAUUCUAACGAAAAAUUUUUUGUUUGACGAUUAAUGUUUUCCUCAUUGUAUCUGCUGCAUUGAGGGACGUGAAGAGCUAACGCAGUGGCGAGCAGCAAUCGUAUUUCGUAAACCGUUCGAUCGCGAGACUUCGCGCUAUCGGCGUAUAUGAGAUUUUAAACGGAAAAUGAAUCGACAUGACGGGGUAAGUUGUGACGCCUGCUUAAAGGGGAACUUUCGGGGUCGCAGAUAUAAGUGCCUCAUAUGCUACGAUUAUGAUUUGUGUGCCAACUGUUACGAAGGAGGUGCCAGUACUACGCGUCACCACAGUGAUCAUCCUAUGCAGUGUAUACUUACUAGAUCUGAGUUUGAAUUAUAUUAUGGUGGAGAGGCAGUAAGUGUAGAACAGCCACAAUCUUUAACUUGUCCUUAUUGUACAAGAAUGGGUUUCACUGAGGCUACACUGCAAGAACAUGUUGCUGCAGAUCACUCGGACACUUCUUUUGAAGUUGUUUGCCCAGUAUGUGCAUCUGUCCCAGGGGGAGAUCCUAAUAAUGUGACUGAUGAUUUCGGUGGUCAUUUAAGUUUGGAGCAUCGUAGUGGACCAAGAGACUUGAUCUCUUUUCUAGAUGAACCAACUGCAAGUAGAUAUACUGGUAGACGGAUAACACAUUCAUCUAGAGUUGUUGGUGGACCACGGCCUCGCAGGUCCAAUAUGCAUUUCAGUUCGUCCGGAGGAUUGAGUCCAAGUAGUCGAGAAGGUAUAGAUCCAAUUACAGAAUUACUUUCUCAAUUAUCCGGUGUUCGUAGAAGUGGUGGAGGAACUGGUCAAAGUUCGUCAGCACCAUCGCAAUUACAACAAUUGCAAAUGCAGCUACAGUUGGAACGACAACAAGUUAGAGCUGCUAGACAACAAUUGGAGCGAUUACCUAGGAGGCAGACUCAGGUCCUUGGCUCUGCAAGUUGUGGAGGAAUUAUUAGUGGAAGUGGUCAUUCUACUACUAUGACUAGUGUGGUAGCAAAUAGUACGACUAGUAACAAUAAUACAACUAAUGUGGCGAACCCGUCCGGCGUAUCAUCUACUAGUUCACAGAACUAUAUGUUUUUAUUGCCAAAAUGUAUUACCAGUUCUCUCUCCGACUCACAGUUGCAAAAUAUUGAGCGUGAAAGUGCAAAUAGAAGUCUCUUUACGUGCGAACUUAUUCUUGGAACGCUUUCUCAAACAUUGCCGGAGUUAACGCAGGAACAAUCUGUAGCGCAAACACCAGUAUCAAGUGCAACUACUGCUACAAGCAGUCCUGAUACACCAAAUGCUAACUCUUCCUCAGUUUCUACAAAGAAAUUAAAUGUAACUCAAGAGGCGAAAAGGGAUCAAACAAUGAGUAAACAUGUAACGCAAACGUCUAUGCAACAAUCACAUACUGUUCAAACUACUACUGCUGGGAGUGUGGGGACAGGUCUUCAGAAUCAAGGAUUGCCACCAAAUUCUAAUAACCUCGCGAUACAAAAUUCACCUAUGGUUCAAACACUGAUGCACAGUGUAUUGCCUGAGUCAUUGGUAUUGCAGGAAUCACUGUCGCUACCAUAUAGUAGAACUAUCAGAGAACCGAUAGUAACCCCAGCACCAGCGUACCUUAGAGGUGGGGUCGGUCCAGUUGGCGUAACAGGUGCUUCACGUAGGAAGCCAGUUAGGGCUGUAGAUGGCAGAAACCAAUCUACGGAACCUCCGCCCCCACACUAACCCUUCCUUACCCCGUACCCACCCGCCCUGAUUCCUCACAGGACCCUCUAGCACUAGUCCUAGCACUGUUUAGAACACCUCAUCAUUAUUGUUAUUAUUAUAAUAUUAUAUAUUAAUAAUUAUUCAAAUGCCCUCCUCCUCACCCUCCCUAUCUUAUCACUUUUCAAAACUCUAAUCUCGCCAUUUUUUGUCGUUACGUGACAUGGAACAAGGGCAAGGGCUGAUUCGCCGACACAUGCAAAUAAUGUAAAUAACUCACUUCUUGCAGUCAUAUACACUCCUCGUACACACUCCUCAGCGAGUCUUGCCACGUUCUACAUCGAUAUUAUUAUAUCCAUUUACAAUAACUUGAUCGAGGAUAGAGACGGGCAGGUAAAAAUAAUAACAAUAUAAUUAUAUCUUUUAGCGUUUCAUGUUUGGUGGCUGUAUGGGUUUGUUAGAACAGAGUUAGAUUGAUAAAAUACUCAGUUUUAUUUAACACAUAAAAUCUUGGAAAUGUAGAAACUCUAACAAUUCACAAGACGCACUGCCCGUCAUACGCACCAGUUUAGUUGUGCUUAAUUUAAACUGGUUAAAUUUUUUUGGUCAUCGUAUGUUUGAUAUAUAUAUUUUUUAAAAAUUCGUUUAAUGUCAUAUGUAUCAUUGAAAUACAAAUGUGUUUUAUGGGAAAAAGUUUAUAAAUCUGCUUGGGUUGGUCCGUUUGUAUUUGAAAAAUCUUAAUCAUCGGACAAAUAUUUUAAAGCGAGCAACUAACGAUUUUUAAUCUAUAUGCUUUAUGAAAUCAUCAAAGCGCAUGUGCAUUAACGUUUUGUUAGAUGAACACAAGUUUUAAAUAGUCAACUACACGAGGUUUGAAUCAUUUCAGAAAGAUAAUCCAGAACCAGUGAUUCUAAAUAUUAGGUUGGCGGGCCAUCCCUUAAUGUUAUGUAUUAUUCAGGAAUUAGUACUUUAAAAUGGAGGGAUUAAGUUGGGUCUUACAUGCCAAACAAACAGAAAUCUGAAUCAUUUUCUCUUCAAAAUUAAUCGUAUUUAUUUAAAGUAUUUGUUAGAAAGUUUAUUUUUGUUGUUGUUUUGAAUUUUUGCGUAUAUUGCGCUAGUACUACGUUUUAAAAAUAUCACGUGGUCCCUUUUCUUUUUUUUUAAUCAUUCAUUUAUGAAUCUAUAAUCGCUCCAUUUUACAAUGUGAAAUGAAAUAAUAUUUGUAUGUGUGUUUGUUUUUUUUCUCAAUAAGAGAAGCUUUACUGAUUUGAUAUAUGUAAAAAUUAUACGCGAUAUGUCAAAGUAAAACUGAGAAUUUCUGUGUUCCAUUUCUUUGAAAUUAGUUGAAUUGAAUUGAAGCUUACGAUAUAAUUAAUGUUUAUUUUAUGCAGAAAGCGUCGGAAAAAAGUACGUGCGUAUGACGCACGCAAAUGCAUUGGAAACUUGUGAAGGUUCUACUGAGAGUAGAAUUUGAAGGCGCUCGUACGAACGAGCAAUGAUUAUUUUUCAAUUGUCUUUAACUCCUACUCAAUUUUCUUUGAUUUUUGCCUAGACUUCCUUGUUAAUCACUUUAUGUAUAUUGCAUAUUGUAAUUAAUUUCCCCUUGUAUUACAUUCAGAUCCUAUGUUAAUUGAUUUGUGGGUGUAUCUGCAAGAUGUGGAUGAAAAUGAAGUAAAAUUAUACAUAUACAUAUAUACAUAUAAACUUGUAAAAAGUUAUACAAAAUAUGUAGCGCGUGAUUUCAUUUUUUUUGUCUUAUGCUCUCGCGUGUUCUGGCAUUCUCGGUGGUAAAUUCGAAAUCGGAUUACUUAUAACAUUACAAAAUAACCAAAGGUGUUGAAAAAAUCAUACAUUUCGUUCUUUUUUAUUUUCCUGGAUCUUUCAGUGUCGAUAGCAAUUUAAUAUCUUCUUUUAAAUGCACUAUUUGCUUUAUGCACCUAUUUUUCGAACACUUAUAAUAAUUUCUCGUAUUCCACUGUGAUGUGUGAAUUGGAAACAAGAUAUAUAAAAUAGUGAAGCAACGAUGUAAAGAAAGAAAAUGAAAAGUGUACUAAUUGCCUUAACGCGAAAUGCCUGAAAGGGAAAAAGUUCAGCCUUUUGUGGAAUGCGUGGUUAAUCAAAAGAAUCCUUUACACGUGAUAUACUUCAUACGAAAGCGAUGCUGUAUACUUAUCUAAACUAAAUAAAUAUGUGCAUAUCCCCCCAAAAAAAGAAAAGAAAAAAAAAACUAUAAGAUGCAGAUAUUAAGAGAGAAAUAAUGAACUUCGCAUAUAUUAAUGUGCACAUCUCGAUGACUGAUAAGCUAGUUAUUUUUCAAAUUUUACACGAAUUCAUAAGCGUAUAAUCUCAGAACGAAGCAAGACUCCAACAAGCACGUUUAAUACAAAAACCAAUUACAUUAAUUAAAAGAAAGGAAAGGAAGAAAUAAAUAACAUGAUUUGCUAUGUACUAAAAUAACUUCGUAUAAAGUCGAAAAUUACAACUGGGUGUUUUUUUUUUCUUCUAUUCUUGAUACUUGCGAACUUAUGUUCCCCUUGUUUCCACGUCACUUCGGGAUUAUAAAAUUUUUGGAUUUUUACACUUCUAUUUUACUAUUAAUAUUAUUUUAUUACAUUUAUUGUCGUUAUGUACUAUACGAUGUAGCAGGAAAAAUAAUUUCUAUACAUUUCCUUGUCAGAAGAAAGAUUUCGAGGGACAGUGUAACAUCUUUUCCAACAGUCGAACGCUGUAUCAAUAUCGUUAUAUUUUUAUUGUUAGGAUUUUUGUCAUGGUUCAUUUUGAAAUUUCAGCAUAAUCUUAACAAACAGCUUUUUACAUUAUAUAUAAAUAUAAAUAUAUAUAUAAAUAUAUAUAUUUAUUUAUUUAUAUAUAUAUAUAUAUAUAUAAUAUACAUUUAUUCAUAAGGACGAAAAGGUGCCUCGGAGUAUCGUCGUAAUUCUCACGUUCCUUCUAUUUUCUUUUUUCUUUUAUGUGAUUAACACCUACGUAAUUAAAUACUUCUCCUUUUCUUCAUUCAUACAUAUAUAGAAAAAAUGUAAAAAAAACUUAGGUAACUCGAGGAUCUCGGUCUAUAUAGUAGAAAGUUUUGAGAUUGGGCGUCUUUGAAAGAAAGUUUCGAUGCUUUGUAAAGAUAUCGACGAUUCUCCUGGAUAUCCUUUGUAGGAGAAAAAACAAAAUAACACGAUUAAAAAAUUAUUCUUGUGAACGGAGUAACGAACAGAAAAAAAAUAUUCUUGGGUGGAUUAAACGGUUGUUUUUAUCACGUCCUUCAUCCGUAUGUUAUCUCGAGUGUCAGGAAAGAGGAAUUUUCUGUGAAUUUUCGAAUUUUAAUCGAAACCAUUACGCCCGACGAAUUAACAAAAAAGAAAAGAAAGAAGGGGGAUGAGAAGACUUCGCUAAAACAGGUCUUUUGUCAGUCAGAACGUAGCCAAUGUCUACAACGAAUUUCAUGAAAAUCAGAAAUGAAUGAUGGAAUUGAAAUUCAAAAAUAAGAAAAAAAAACAAAAAAAAAAAGAAAUAUGAUGGAAAAACUGUGAAACGCGUACGACAUUUUCCCCUUUUCUAUUCGACGAAGAGAUUCUCCUUCUAACGAAUUGAAAUUUCGAUUUAUAUUUAUCUAUAUUUUACGUAUCAUUGCCUACUGUAUGCAUAUAAAUAAAUAAUAUAUAUUAUACAUGCUUAUAUAUAAAUAUAUAUAUACAUGUGUGUAUACACACAAACAUACAUUUACGUAAAUGUGUGUGUACACUUACGCACAUGUACAACAGCGACUAGUUGCGUUUGUGCGUAGAUCUGUAUUGUUUUAAUUGUAAUCAAUCGUGCGUGUGUAUACGUAUCGAAGAAAAAGUUAUGUGAACGACUAAAAAUAGAGAAGAAAUUGCUGUAAACCGCGGACAAAAGUGAUUGGGAACGCGAACAUACGCAACUUAUCGUAGCGAAGAAAAAUAAAAAAGUUUUAAAUUUAAUUAAAAAUCUCGAUAAUUUAUCGUAUUAUGCUCUCAUUACGAUACCGUUUCUUAUCGUUAUAAUCGAUUAUUAGCGACUAAUAAUAAUAGGGCUUCUAUGUAGAUAAUGGCCCAAUAACGCAGGAGGAGUCUGACUGUGUGUAUAUAUAUAUAUAUAUUAUUAAUAUGAUAAUUUUAAUGAAGGGGAUGUGUCGUUGAGAUUAAUAAUGCUGUAUUAUUAACGACGCGCGAAUCAAUUAAAAAUCACUCUCAGAAAACUAUACUUUAUCGCUAAGAAGCUAUCUGAUAAAAAAAGAAAAAAAAAUUACAAAAAAAAAAGAAAUAAUGAUAAACGUGAGAAAGGAACUUUCUUUUCUUUUUUAUUAAAAAUAUUUAUUAUGCUAUAUUUUCCACAGUAUUUUUGUACUGUGAUAUAAUACGGAUAUGCACGAUCAAGAACUGUCGCAACGUUGCCUUCCUCACGUUAGAGUUUUCGUUCCCUUGAAAAAAUGUCGCAGUAACUAUCAGUCAGCGAAAAGAAUACGACAUGAGUAGAAAGGAAAAAAAAGAUAUAUAUAUGUCUUUAAUACUGAAUAAAGUCAAAUCAGAACUAGUUACAAGGUAACUUUGAAAUACUAGUUUCAAUAUUAUUGUUCAAUUCACCUGCUAUACGCAAAUAUGACUAACGUCAUCAGUAAGUGCAUGUAAAAUCUUUAAUUCAUCACUAAUUUGAUUAAAAAAGAAAAAAAGAAUCAUGUCGUGUUCAAGACUCCCGUCUUGACCCAAAGAUAAGUAAAAGAAAUUUGAGCGCAUUAUUUUCUUCGAAGCAUAUUACGAUAUCGUAAAAUUAAUCGGUACAUAUUUUUCACGAAACUCUGACGAGUUUUGAUUGUAAUCCUAGCCAAAGGAAGAAGCGAGUGGUGUACGGAGGAGAGCACGAUAGAAAAAAAUUUGUAGGAGUUAGCAAAGCGCAUAUAUAUGUAUGUAACACUAGAAAGAAAAGUGGGUUAAAACACAAUGUAGCGGCUUCUGUGGUCCAUCUAAAGAUCUAAACGAUUUUUCUUUCUGCAUUAUUUUGUUUUACGUGAUCGAGGGUGGUGUACGGGAUAGGAGGGUAGAAUCAAAACAGAAAGUUAAUGUCAUGAAGCCUCCCACACAAAGUCCUUUCUAGUUCGUCGGGCAAACAGAAACAGUAUAAGAAUGAACGAGAGAAAAAGCUGUAUGUAUACAUACGCGUGUAUGUGUGUGCCUGUACAUGAAGAACAGAAGGAGAAAAUACGUUUUAACUUUUUCUUCCUUUCUUUAUUUUUCUUUUUUUAUUUCCUUGAAUGUAAUUUUCAUUUUACGAAUUUCUUGGUUGAAGAAAAAAUAGACGCCGAUUUAUCGUUUUAGAAAUAGACACCCACAGCCAGGCUGAAGCGAAAUAGAAGAAGAAAGAGAGAAAUAGAAAGUACAUCUUCGAACACACAGACACUGACCUGCGUUGCAAUUAGUAUUAUUGCAAACUUACUGGAGUUACGAACUUAUUGGCACGGCCGCAUUAACCGUGAUCCACUGCCUGAGCUAAAGAAAUUAAAAAAAUAAAUCAUAAUAAGCAUUCAGCGGCUUUAUGUAUGUAAGCUUCGAAAUAAUGUUCACUCUUCGUUGCGAAAAAAGAAACAGACUUUCGUGUGUAAAUCUUGGAAGGACAAAAUGGUGGUAGAUGUCCUAGUUGUAUCAUGCAAGGCUGAUCUCUUUGCGAUCGGUAUAGUAUUAGGUAUCACACAGUCGUUGUGCAUUUCACAAGAUUACCUUAAUUCGGCCUUGCUCGUCGGUACAUGCAGUCAAGCAGCAGCUAUUUUGUCGGGGAAAUCUAGAGCCUUUGAUUCUCUUAUUUUCGACAAAGUUGCUACUAAAGGCAUCGUGUAUCAACGUACUUGAAUUUUUGCUAAACGAUCUUUUCCUAAGCCUGCUCGAAUACAUACAUAAUAAAAUUACAGCGCGAGAGAUUGUUCGCGGAUUUUUACCUGAUUUUUAAAAAAAGAUAAAGAAAUCGACCGAUACACAUAAAAAUGUACGGACGUAAUGAACGAAAGUGAGAAAGAAAAGAGAGAAAGAACGAGAGCACGAACGAAAGAAAUUACGAUGAUAAAACAGAAAUAUUGUGCGUGACAUGUUGAAGUGGAAUGUGUUGACGAAUAUUACUAUUGAAGUAAUAAUAGAGAAUUAAAGUGAAAUCUUAUACAUAAUAAUUAUUGAAAUGUAAAUUGUGUUUGGUUGUAUUUUGUGUUAUUCGCCUCUGAUGCUAAAUAUAAUGGAAAUUCGAUUAAA